This is a messenger RNA of Laetiporus sulphureus 93-53, 534 nucleotides long. RefSeq lists its product as uncharacterized. The record is from RefSeq and is a predicted model, not a curated record. Lineage: Eukaryota; Fungi; Basidiomycota; Agaricomycetes; Polyporales; Laetiporaceae. The transcript has 4 exons. The coding region runs from base 1 to 534 and encodes 177 amino acids.
AUGUCCCAUCGUCUCUUCUGGAAACUGUUCACAGCAUUGGCCUGGAAGAACUGGAUGGUGCUCUCGAAGCAUCCUUGGCUUAACAUUCUUCAAUGCUUUAUUCUUCCCAUUGCAUAUGGCAUAUUCCUUGCAGUCGCACAGCUCUUCCUCGUUAAGCCAAACAAUUACAGCCUAGGAACCACCAUUACCAUACCGUGCCUCGCUGAUCAUUAUGACGGCUCGUUGGCACUGGUGUGGGCAGAUGGCAUGAAUGGCAGUGGCUCGCCAUGUUCGACCGAUAUUAUAUCGCACAUUACUAGAGGCUUCACCUCCAAGCAUCUAAGUCAUGUCAAGAAGGCGGACUCCCUGAAUGAUGUCCCUUCACUAUGCCCAGAGAAUUUCAACGGCCACUCCAAAUGCUACACUGCAGUGGUCUUUAACUUGCUGCCUGGAUCUAGUGGCAAUGCAAGUUCUGUGGUGCAAUACAACUACAUGCUUCGGAACAGCACACAAGCAGCUACGAAGAACAUGUGCUGCCGUUGCAGUGGGCAAUAG